AUGGCUAUUCUCAUGCCGCUGGACAUCCUCGCUAACACCGACAUCCAGCAAAAAGAGACAGACCCACCGAACAACGUUACAGCCAUUUUCUGCGAGCCAACUUUCUAUCAACAGCGCGUGAACGCGACGGUUGAUAUGACCAGCAAAGCACCGAUUACCGUCACACCACUAGGCGACAAAGAACCACUUCCGGCAAAUUUCUUCAACGCAACAUAUCUAGAAAUACAAAUGAAUGGGGGUUCUGGAUACGAAGUCCGAGGUGACAAUCUACCGCUGAACUCACUACCAAGUUACCUGGAGCGCGUUGCGGCAACCAAUCUUAGUGUAGUGACUGGCCCCACAGGCGGCGGCUUUGUUCAGCCUAUGGUCGGAUUGUCCCUUGCAGUCAGCGAUCGUCCGCUUGAGGAUUACCUUGACUGGCGAGUUCUGAGUAAGUCUUAUGCGGAUGCAUACAGGCUGCUCUUCUCUCGCGCAAUGGUAGACGUACUCGGCAACGAUUUCAAGACCUCCGAAGUCAUCAUGGGUCACAAGCAGUACUCAACACAAGCAGUCAUUGUUGAGCCUGUCUUCACCUACAUCGCCGAAGGCCUUCUGGGCGCCGUUUCAAUUGCAACGCUGGUACUACUAUACCUAUCGAUGACGAGGGCCAGGAAUCUUCACUCCAAUCCGAGCACAGUCGCGAGCAUAAUGAGUCUUGUCGCCGACAAUGAGGCGCUGCUUGCAGAUUUUGAGGAUCUUGACUGCUGCACUACAGAAGAGGUUCAAGAACAGCUCGGAAAUAAGAGAUACCGGCUUGAUGAUGAUGGUCAACAACAUACUAUUAUCGAAGUUGGUCCUAUCACAGAUUCCGUCCUGAUAGCUCAGCAACCAGUCACUACCGCCCAACGGCGGAACACCCCUCGAAAUAUCGCAAAGCCUGUCCGACCCGUCGAGUUCAGUCUUUGGACUUCUAUCCCCUUCGUAGGACUAUUCACUGGACUUGCUAUUGCUCUUGCGAUAAUCUUCGCCAAGGCAAAGCUGAACGGUCUUCCUCUGCCUUCAAAGGACAAGCUUGUCCAGAACCUCCUAGAGAACUACAUUCCAACGGCAUUUGCUACGCUUAUAGAACCAAUGUGGAUUCUAAUCAAUCGCCUACUGUGCAUGUUGCAACCUAUAGAGGAGCUUCAGGACUGCGAUGCACCUGCCAAAAGGUCUAUUGAUCUCAACUAUAGCUCAUUGCCUCCGCAACUUGUAAUUUUCAAGGCGCUGAGGUCGAAGCAUUUUGUUCUCGCGGCAGUCUGUUCAAUGGUAUUGCUUGCCAAUCUUUUAGCUGUUGCAUUCGCAGGCAUCUUCAACCAGGACUCGGUCAGCAUACGGUACCCUGCGGAAUUUAGUUCUCCAUUCGAGUUGAAGUUCGUUUCGGUGAACGGAAGCAUCGGGCCCAAAAGUGGCGAUGAGUUCGGCUCUCUCGAAGCUUCAGGCGCAUACCGUGGCGGCAGCACGCAGGAUCAGUUCCUUAUUGCCGAAUCCAACUUUACGCGAGGAACUCCUCUCCCUGCAUGGACCGACGAGAAAAUGCUUUACCUACCUUAUUUCAGCGCGGCAGAUGUGAAUGCGACGGACGGGCGCGACUACCGGGCUGAAACCUCGGGAUUUGGUGCCGAGCUCAACUGCGAGACUCUUGACUUCGGCGUGCACUAUCGCGCCAGGCUAGUCAGCGAUGGCUCGAACAUUCAGGCUGUGUUCAACAUCACAGAUCCUGCGGACUCUGAAGAAGCAGUAUGUCCGGUCAGGGUAGCACCAACAAUUCUGUGGGGCCCGAGUAGACCAGGGCCACGACCAGAAAUCAACGGUACUUGUCAACGUGGUCCAAGUGCCACAGAGUUAGUCUUCGUUGUCGAUGCGAAUGCAAACGCUACUCAAGAAGAGAGGGAUGCUUGCAUGACAACGAUCAUCAUGGGAUGGAUCAGAGCACCUGAUGGAUCCUGUGGCGAUUUCGCGGAAAGAGAUUUGGACAAAAGCAAUUCGGUGUUCGUUCGUUGCAAGCCAAAGAUCGUUAUAGGAAGAGCCACAGUGCAAGUCGAUGCAACCGGGCGACUGCAAGAAAAAGUUGCGGAUCUGAACAUCGAGGGCGAUGCAUCGGAAGAAGCAUUUACGAACGGCGCCGUCGACGUGAUUGGGCAAGCGAACCGGUACAUAUUCAAAUACUCCGACAGUGGUUGGCACAACGACAGCAACGCGGAAGAUCCGAUGAACUACUUCGCUCGGCGCGAAUCAAACAGCACACGCCUCAGCGAUCCGAACCAACCGGUUCCUACACUAGAAGAUAUCCAAGUUCCUCUUGGCAAGGCCUUUUCACGACUCUUUGCAAUUUGGCUUGGAACCAAUAAGGAGAAGUUGCUGGUGCCACGCAGCAAGGCGAACGAAGCGCAGGUCCAAGGUUGGACAGUGGUCAAGGAGCAAAGGCUCUUCGUCUCCACUCCUAUGUUCAUCAUUUCUGAAGCUAUUCUUGGCAUCUACAUCAUUGUUGCAGUCAUGGUGUACCUGCGCCGACCUGGACAGUAUCUUGCGCGAAUGCCUACGUCCAUCGCGUCAAUUAUCAGCUUGUUCGCCGCUAGUGCAGCGGUGCAAGACAUGAAAGAGACUUCACAUUUAGAUAGAAAGGGACGUGCCCUUCAUCUCGAUAGACUGGGGUCACGCUAUGGAUAUGGUAGUUACAUCGGGGGAGAUGGAAGAGUGCACAUCGGGAUUGACAAGAUACCGUUUGUGCGAGUCAGGUCGAAGACUACCUGGCUGGAACGGAAGGUCAAUUCGUUCCGCAAGGGCUCGUUGGGAGGGUCCUAA
This is a messenger RNA of Alternaria metachromatica, 2823 nucleotides long. RefSeq lists its product as uncharacterized. The coding region runs from base 1 to 2823 and encodes 940 amino acids. NCBI's taxonomy places the organism in Eukaryota, Fungi, Ascomycota, Dothideomycetes, Pleosporales, Pleosporaceae. The transcript is spliced from 2 exons. The record is from RefSeq and is a predicted model, not a curated record.